CGCUUACAAGAAAAAGGUCCUUAUGUCCUCUCUUAGGUUCCUUUCUGGUUGGAGAAAGAAAAAAGAGAAAUGAAAAGUAGAGAGACUGGAGAAAAUUCAAUUUGAGUCAGCUGUAAACCACAACAAACCGAAAGCCAUUCUUUAGUCAUUGCCAGUCAUUGGCGUGUAGCUGGUAAUAAAGAUGGAGAAGAGUACAUUUGCGUCAUGCUCAAAUUAUUUCGACAGAUUGCGAGGCAAAACACGCAAUAUCGAUGAAGGCAUCGAGAGACUUUCUGAGACCUGGAAAACUCCGCAACUUCUCAUCGGUGGCUAUGCAGAACGUACGGCUGAGACUAAUGUCUACCUGGAGGGAUUGUGGGAGUCUAUACGAAAUACUGGUGUUGAGAUGGAAAAACUUCAAUCAAAAUUGGAACCAUCUUUGGAUAAGACAGAUCAGUUACUAAAAGAGUCACAAGAGAUGUACAAAGAUUUAAAAGAGCAGUGCGACAAUUUGGACAUUGUUCUAGCAGAAUAUGGCUAUCAUUAUGACGAGAGUAAUGAUGAACAAGAGAAUCAUUUACGAAACGAUAAUCAGAAUUCCAUGAAUGAUUGUGCUUUUGAUACUGAAGAGAUGCUUGAUAUGGAAGUUGAAUUUACGCCGAACUUGACAUGGAAAUGUAAGACUAAAUCUAGAGAAUCGGACUCUUCCAAUGCAAGCCAGAAGAAUACCAUCAAGGGUAUCGCAACGCCUGUAUUUAAAAGUCUAGAAUCAGUUUUACAUUCAGAGAUUCUGAAUGGAAAAGGAGUAUUUACAAAUAAUGCAUCAGUGCAAAAAUCAAAUUAUUCAAAACAAAUUACAAAAGUAUUGAGGAGAUAAUCUCGAUUCCAUACAUAUUUUCCGCUUUUCUAUUUUUUAGCAAUGUAAAAAAGAAAAGAUAUAUCUAUUAUUUGCCUUGUUAAAAGAUAUGCCUGUUUAGUACAUUACGACAGCGUAAAAAUGAUU
Acromyrmex echinatior (Panamanian leafcutter ant) is the source of this 982-nucleotide messenger RNA. RefSeq lists its product as hypothetical. Lineage: Eukaryota; Metazoa; Arthropoda; Insecta; Hymenoptera; Formicidae. The record is from RefSeq and is a predicted model, not a curated record.